AUGGAUAGAUUUUGGGGAGUUAUACCUUCUGGUGUACAAAAAUAUGAGGUUAGGAUUGGAAAUGAUGGAUAUGUUGUGGACCUUACCAAAAACACAUGUAGAUGUAGAUCUUGGCAAGUAUCAGGUAUCCCAUGUGAGCAUGCAGUGGAAACCAUUUUAUACCACAACAAGAAUGCAGAGGAUUAUGUUGCACCAUGGUUCCAUACAGCCAUGUUCUUGAUUUGUUACAACCAUACCAUUAAUCUACUUAAUGGUAGUUCCAUGUGGCUUGAAGCUCCCUACAUGAAGCCAUUGCCUCCUCAAAAAAGAAGGUUACCAGGAAGGCCAACCCUUAAAAGGAAAAUGGAUCAAUCUGAGAGGGAAAGCAAAGGGAAAAAAAGGCAUACUAGCUCAAAAGUAGGUACAGUUAAUAGAUGCACUAUUUGUAGAGAAAGGGGCCACAAUAGAUCAACAUGUCCUACUAGACUAGUAGAUGUAGCAUCCACUUCAAGGCCAAAAAACAAGAAACCUAAAAAAUUGGAUCCAGCUCAAGUGGAUCCAAUUGAAGUAAAUCCGGCUCCACAUGUUGAACCAGUUGAUGAUCCAUCUCAACAUGUUGAACCAGUUCAUGUAGAUGAUCCACAUCCAAAUGUUAAUGCCCAAGUAGAUGAUCAUUUAAUGAUGUCCCUGCUCAACCAGUUGCAACUAGGUAGAGGAUACGAAAAUACUCAAAAAAAAUUACCAACAUAG
Molecule: messenger RNA, 729 nt
Organism: Lactuca saligna
Lineage: Eukaryota; Viridiplantae; Streptophyta; Magnoliopsida; Asterales; Asteraceae
Source: the annotation of a GenBank genome assembly